Molecule: messenger RNA, 1862 nt
Organism: Cyclopterus lumpus (lumpfish)
Lineage: Eukaryota; Metazoa; Chordata; Actinopteri; Perciformes; Cyclopteridae
Gene: kng1
Product: kininogen 1
Exons: 9
Coding region: 250-1398 (382 amino acids)
Biological process (GO): negative regulation of blood coagulation; positive regulation of cytosolic calcium ion concentration; negative regulation of endopeptidase activity
Cellular component (GO): blood microparticle; extracellular region
Molecular function (GO): cysteine-type endopeptidase inhibitor activity
Source: RefSeq, a predicted model, not a curated record
GAGUUUUAAUGUGUGUGCGUGUGCGUGUGCGUGUGCAUGUGCGUGUGUGUGUGUGUGUGUGUGUCCUUCGGUCCCCUGUGAUUGUGUCUAUCUGUGUGUCAUCAUCUUUAUCAGGAUUCCCACCCACAGUUUUAUCAGAACUUCAGUCCGUCGUGCAUCUUUGUGUGGAGAGGUUCUAAGUCUUUUCCUAAGUCUAGCAGGAUCAACUGAAGGCUUCCCCCUUCAGAAACUAGCAGAGCCGAGCAGACGAUGAGGAGCAGUGUUGGGCUGUGUGUGUUGGGCCUGCUGUGCCUCCACAGCUCAGUCUUUGGGCAGGAGGCAUCGGAUGUUCAGCCCGGCGUCCUGAUCUUCUGUGACGACCCAUCUGUGGAGAAGGCCGUCCACAGCGCCGUGAACAAGUUCAACGAGAGGUUGAGCACCGGACACAAGCUGGCCCUCUUUCAGACACUAACAGCGAGUAAGUCGGAGAAUGGCUCAGACUCGGUGUACUCGCUGCAGUUCACCAGCAGGAGGAGCGACUGUCCAGCUGGGAGCAACACGCCCUGGACCGACUGUAACUAUCUGUCUAAUCGAAGCAAGAAGCCGAUUUCAUGCAAUGCCACAGUCUACAUGACAGAGACUGAAGCAGACACUAAGCAGGUGGAUUGCCUGCUCGACCACGUCAUCAUUCCAGAGAAAGCCUCCUGUCUGGGCUGCCCGAUGGAGAUCGAUGAGAACUCAGAGGACCUGAAGUUACCUCUCUCCGUCUCCAUCUCCAAGUACAACUCCAUGUCAGACUCGACUCACUUGUUCACCCUGCACAGCGUGGGUCACGCCACCAGACAGGUGGUGGCCGGUUUCAGGUACAAGAUGAGCUUUGAUAUGAAGAAGACGACCUGUGCCAAGACCGAACACAAAGAGCUCAGUGGUCUCUGUGUCUAUGAUGAUCAGAAUGCGGAGUACGUUAACUGUAACUCCACAGUGGAUGUAGCACAAUGGAGAUUUGAGGACCCAAAUGCCCAGAUACAGUGUGAUGCAGGAGCACUGCCUACCAUGUUUGUGACCAAGCGCCGCCCUCCUGGCUGGUCUCCACUCAGGAACUUUCUGUACGACGUGCCCCCCACCGCCACGUCUCCAUCCUCAGCACCGUCCACCAAAGCUUCAGCCAAAGAAGAAUCCUCUGAGGAGGACACCACGGCCUCGAAGCAGUCCGCCUCCCCUGAUGUGGCCACUGAGGCUGUGAACGACAGCCCCUUCCACUGCCCAUCCAAGGCUUGGAAACCUGUCAAUGCGGUCCAGCCUGCAGCUCCUACGAAGGCUGCCACUGAGGAGGACACCCCGAAGUCCCCGGUAACCGGAUACAGACCUGCUGCUGGCAUAAACUUAUCCUCAAGUUAUCGACAUUUACACUCAAAUUGAUCUCACUUUCUCUCUUGUUUAUUUUGUCAACCUCUCUUUGCAUUGCAAGGCUGUUUUUUUGGAGGAGACAUCUUCAGGGGUGUAAUGCAGAUUUAAAACACAAAAAGGUUAAGGGUUAAAACAUUUUAGGCGAUAAAACAUGUUUUUUUGGUCCUGUGACUGAAAAGAAUUAUAGAAAUGAUGGCAGAGCUCUAUACUGUUAUCAAAUAAAAUUGUUUGUGUGCGGAAAACUGGUCCGUUUCUUUUGAGUAAAGCAAAGUAAUGAGUUAUUAAGUCGUGUUGGUUUAGAUGUGAGAGAAUGGAAAAAAGUAGAUUCUCAAAAUGGAAAUAAACAACAAUAAAAUAUAACUAUGUGCUGGUUUUAUGGGUGAAUGGAAAAGAAAACCAUCAAGAGAUAAAGUAGUUAUGGUUGACAAAACUUAACACAAUUAUUGACACCACUGUUCAAUAAAGUAAGAUUCUGU